AUGUCAGUCCUGGAUCUAGCCCAAAGACAGCAUGGAUGGCUACCUAUAUCAGCAAUGAAUAAGGUUGCUGAGAUUCUAGACAUACCUCCCAUGAGAGUUUAUGAAGUAGCAACCUUUUAUACAAUGUAUAAUCGUAAACCCGUUGGGAAAUACCAUAUUCAGAUCUGCACCACUACGCCUUGCAUGCUGUGUGACUCGGAUAGCAUAUUAGAAGCCAUUCAGAAGAAGCUUGGUAUAAAAGUUGGAGAAACAACACCUGAUAAACUCUUCACUCUGAUUGAAGUGGAAUGUUUGGGGGCUUGCGUAAAUGCACCAAUGGUACAAAUAAAUGAUAACUAUUAUGAAGAUCUGACAACAAAAGACAUAGAAGACAUAAUUGAUGAACUAAAAGCUGGAAAAGUUCCAAAACCUGGACCAAGGAGUGGGCGCUUCUCUUGUGAGCCAGCUGGUGGUCUCACUUCUCUGACAGAACCACCCAAGGGACCUGGUUUUGGAGUUCGGCCAGACCUUUAA
Podarcis lilfordi (Lilford's wall lizard) is the source of this 513-nucleotide messenger RNA. NCBI's taxonomy places the organism in Eukaryota, Metazoa, Chordata, Lepidosauria, Squamata, Lacertidae. The record is from the annotation of a GenBank genome assembly.